Molecule: messenger RNA, 4047 nt
Organism: Microbotryum saponariae
Lineage: Eukaryota; Fungi; Basidiomycota; Microbotryomycetes; Microbotryales; Microbotryaceae
Source: the annotation of a GenBank genome assembly
AUGUCGACCUCAUUGCUGGUGCACAACCUGCACUGCCCUUCCUGCGUCUCGCACGUGACGACGCUGCUCUCCUCCGCUCCGCUCUUGCUCGACCCCGGCUACAUCACCGUCUCGCUGCUGACUCGCCUCGUCACUUAUCGUCCCCGCUCUGGUACGCGCCAGGCUGAUGUGGUAAAUGUGCUUCGAGAGGGAGGAUUCCAAGUCGAACCGGGUCCCUUGAACUCAACCCCGACCUCGACAUCGGCCGCUCCAUCUUCCUCCCCGUCGUCGGCAGCUUCACCCGGCGCUGUGCCCGACCCAACCGGAGCCGACCGGAUCGAGCGCCGGCCGGAAGAUGCGUGGUACAUCUCACGAAGCAAGCGAAGGCAGAGAGAAGCGCAGCACCAAGAGGAGCAGCGCAGAAGGGAGCAAGUGCAUCGCCAAUCCUGUCGAGCCUGUCGUGGCGAACUUUCUCCGACACCGUCCAAACUCGGAGAAGGAGAUAUCGGCAAGGGCAAAGCCAAGGAGGAAUGCGUCGUACCCUUCAACUCGCUCGCAAAUGUUGUCAAUUCGACGUUUGUCGUCUCUGGAAUGACGUGCGCAAGCUGCGUCAAUGGUUUGCAGUCGGCCCUCUCCCAGAACCCGAGGAUCAAGUCCCAGCAAGUCACGCUGCUGCCGAAUCAAGCCGUGGUGUCGCACGACCCUGCGCUCUCCGUAGACCACGUCAGGGGGAUGAUCGAGGAUGCUGGAUUCGAUGCCGAGCUCGUCGAGAGCGUCAAUGUGGCCGACACUCGAGGCAAGGGCGUAAGCGAAAAGUCGGAUCAGGCAAAUUCGGGAUGGUACGAGUCGAAGUUCGUGAUUGAAGGCAUGACUUGCGCGUGAGUUCCUUUCGUUUACGAAGCAAGCAAAUGGUGCUGACCACGUCUUGGUGAUCAGGUCCUGCGUACAAUCGCUCAAUGGCCUCUUUGAACAACCGACACCGGGUUUACGUUCCGCUCAAGUGACCCUGCUUCCCGCCCUCGCGACCGUCGUUCACGACCCAAACGUCCUUCCCACCGAUGUUCUGAUCGAGAUGAUCGAAGAUCGAGGGUACGGUGCCGAGCUAUUGUCCUCAGUCCCGGUGCAUGGCGCAAAGGGCGCUGGUGCCGAUAUUCAAAUGAGAACGGUCAAACUGCGUGUCGAGGGUAUGUUUUGCAGGUCAGUCGGCAGCUGGCUCGAGAGGCCAUCCGAGUGUUCUGACCAAAAUUCUUGGGCCAUCCACAGCAAAUGCUCGAUGGCCAUCAACACAUAUCUGGACUCGCUGCAGACGGCGGGGACGAUCAUCAGCUUCGACCCUUGUUCGAUGGCAUCGCCGGCCUUGAGCCUGACGUAUGUGCCUCAGCCGCCUCAUGGUUUCACGUUGCGCACUCUACGUUCUUCGAUCGAGUCGUUCGGACCUUUCACGCUCCACCCGGUGCACACCUCAUCGGUCCUGACCUUGCUCGCUCGUCAAGCCCAAGCUCGCGAGUCCCGCUUGAUCCUGUUACGACUCUGCAUCACCGUCCUCUUUGCAAUUCCGGCUUUCAUCAUCGGUAUUGUAUUUGUAUCACUGCUGCCCUCGUCGAAGUCUCUUCGGCGCUACUUUGAAGAGCCUUUGUGGGGGUCCGCGUCUCGCGCGAUGGUCGUUCUGUUCAUUCUCGCAACACCCGUGCAGUUUGGCGUCGGAUUCUUCUUCUAUCAACGCGCGUGGCAUAGCUUGCGAGGCGUAUGGAGGAGGGGAGGAUGGCGGGAAAAGUUAUUGAGAUGGGGUAGCAUGGACACGCUUGUCGCUCUGGGGACCACGGGGGGCUACGCCGCUUCGGUCGCUUUUCUGACGAUCGAGGUGAGGACGCAGCCUAGUGAGACGAUGGGAGCGAGCAUGGAGAUGGGUUACUUUGAUUCAUCGGUUCGUUAUAGGUCCAUCGCUCCGUCAUUUCCACGAGCCGUCGCUUACUCUUUUUCGUUAUAUCAUCCUUUCAGAUUUUCCUCAUGAUGUUCAUUCUACUCGGUCGCUACCUCGAAGGGAUCAGUCGUCAACGCACCGGUGACGCGAUCGAUGGGCUGGCCAACAUGAAGGCCUCCACAGGAUUACUUUACAGUGGUUCGCUCGCAUCGCACGCCGCACAUGUGGACGCGAUCGGUGACGAAGAUAACAAGUCUACCUCCGAGGCCGACUUGGACGCCGCGGCCCAAGGCUCGUCGAUCACCCAUGAGCUCGAGGUGGACUAUUUCGAGAUCGACGAUAUUCUCCUCGUACCUUCUGGGUCCUCCGUCCCUCUCGAUGCGGUGGUUCUCCCUAAUUCUUCGUCAUCCAAUUUUGAUGAAUCGUCGCUCACAGGCGAAUCACUCCCUAUUCUGAAACAAUCGGGUGAUGCGGUCUUUGCCGGAACGACGAAUCUGGGCCCUUCGGCGGUGCUCGUGCGAGCGACCUCGAACGCUGGCUCGACGAUGCUCGAUGGGAUCGUUCAAGUAGUCCGCGAUGCGAUGGGCAAGAAGGCCACGGUCGAAAAGCUCGCGGAUCUGAUCACGGGCAUCUUCGUCCCCUGCAUCGUGGCCAUUGCGGUCGUCACUUUCUCAAUCUGGGUCAUCCGAGGGUAUUCGGGCAACUUGUCGAAGAAUUGGCUCGAUCAAGCCGAACGAAGCUCGGGGGGUUGGAGUUUGUUCGCCGUUCAAUUCGCUGUCGCCGUUCUCGUCGUAGCUUGCCCAUGUGGUAUUGGACUCGCGGCACCGACCGCUCAGAUGGUUGGGACAGGGAUGGCCGCUCGACUCGGGAUCGUUCCAUUCGGAGGAGGGGAGGCGUUCCAGAAUGCGACCAAGAUCGAAGCGGUUUGUUUCGACAAGACCGGAACGUUAACCAAGGGCGAAUUCACCGUAGCGCUUCAUCGCUUCUAUGCUGUCAAGGAGCUCGAGUGCGAUCGAGCAACCUCCAUGAGGAUCGUCAAACUCGUGGAAGAGGCGUCGACGCAUCCGAUUUCGAUCGGAGUGCGCGAGUUCUGCACCAAGCAGCUCGGCAUCAGCGAAGAACCCACAGCUCCGGUAUCGGUGGCGCUUAUUCAUUCCGAGGAGAUUGCAGGAAGAGGUCUCAAGGCGAUGGUCAACGUUUGUACUUCGUCUUUGGAAGUUCUCAUCGGAAACUCGACCUUGCUGUCCGAGCACGGGCUCGACCUCGACCACGACACGAUUGCCCUUUCUGACGGUUGGGCCAAUGAUGGUUGCUCGAUCGUCUUUGUCGCUGUGCGAACCAAGCAGCCGACUCAAACAUUGCCCGAGGGAAGCUUUCAGUUACUAGCUGCAUUUGGAGUCCAGGACCAACCCCGAGAGGAAGCCCGACUCGUCAUCUCUGCGCUCGAGAAGAAGGGCAUCGCAGUCUUCUUGUGCAGUGGAGAUCACGAACGUACGGUUCGCGCCGUCGCUCGCUCCGUCGGAAUUGCUGACGGAUGCGUCUUUGCCCAAGUACUACCACUCGAGAAAGCCAAGGUCGUUGAGCGACUGCAAUUGGGGCUGGCGAGGACCCGUAUUGAAGAAUUGAAGCGAGCUCGGCGCAGCACUGGGUGGAGGAGGCUGCUCAGCCCUAGUCGGCGCGAUACGGUCGGGGCCAAAGUCGCUUUCGUCGGUGACGGUAUCAACGAUGUCGUAGCACUCGCACAAGCAGACGUUGGGAUUUCGAUGGGCACCGGAUCGUCGAUCACUCUCUCCUCGUCCGAAUUUUGUUUGCUCAGCUCGAACCUGUCCGCGCUAUUGACCUUGUUUGCUCUUUCGAAAGCAACAAUCAACAAGAGUUGAGUCCCGUUCUAUACCGAAGAGGCAAAGCACGGGCUAACGGCCAAGUUCAUGACAGUUCUUACCAAUUUCGCUUGGGCCUGCCUCUUCAACGGCUGCUUGGUACCCAUCGCGGCUGGCGCUUUCUACGAUCUUGGAAGGACGCGCCUUCCACCCGUCUGGGCGAGUCUCGCCAUGGCACUCUCCAGCAUCUCGGUUGUCGUCAACUCGUUAUUGCUCCGGUGGACGUUCAGGGUUCCCAAGGAAGUUCGAGAUAUGGUUAGGAACUGA